Molecule: messenger RNA, 1689 nt
Organism: Blastomyces dermatitidis ER-3
Lineage: Eukaryota; Fungi; Ascomycota; Eurotiomycetes; Onygenales; Ajellomycetaceae
Product: MFS multidrug transporter
Exons: 6
Coding region: 1-1689 (562 amino acids)
Biological process (GO): transmembrane transport
Molecular function (GO): transmembrane transporter activity
Source: RefSeq, a predicted model, not a curated record
AUGACGGCUGAUGCGGAAAGGACCGUUGGAACAGGGGAAAUAUAUGUGCCAAUGGAGACGGAAAUGGUACCGCCGAAUCUAUCGAAUGACUCCCUAUCACAGAGCGGGGGUGGCUCCCCUAUAGAUGGCACCAUGGAUUAUGCACUCUCUGCUUACAGAUUCCGUCGAGUUGCGUCGAAAACGAUCAUGUCAUUCCAUUCUAUGGAUCCAGCAAACCCAUUCAACUGGAGCAAAAACGAGAAGAGAUUCGUUUUUGCUGGGGGAAUGGCUACUGUCCUGAAUAGUACUCUCUGUUCUUCUCUUCCCAGCGGUGCGAUGCCAUAUAUUGCCAAGGAGUUCAACAUAACAAGCCAGGAGCAACUCGUUCUCCCCAUAUCCUUAUUUCUUGUUGGCUAUGUCUUUGGCCCAAUCGUUUGUGGACCCAUGUCAGAAUCUUACAGAAGGAAAACUGUGAUGGUAAUCCCAUUCUUCUUCUUUAUGGUUUUCACAUUGGGCUGUGCGCUAUGUCAAAAUUGGGCGUCUCUGUUGGUGUUCAGAUUGAUUUUGGGUGCUGCGGCAUCUGCCCCUCUUGCUAUUGUUGGUGGCCUAUUUGCCGAUAUCCACAACGAUCCAAGAGAGCGGGGUCAGGUCAUGGCGUACUUUAUGGCUGUGACUACCGUUGGUCCGCUUGUCGGCCCCUGGCUGUCCGGUUUUACAGCUCCAAUAAGUUGGAGAUGGCCGUUUUGGAUAGCACUUAUGAUCGCAGGUGUUUCUGCUCCACUGUGCUUUUUUAUGCCUGAAACAUACGCCCCUAUUCUCCUGAAGCGGAGAGCUCGAGCUUUACGCAAGAGCACAGGCAACCCCCAUAUUGUCGCCCCUCUUGAUAUCCAGAAGCAAGGGAUAAAGGUUAUACUCACCGUCACGCUAACCCGUCCACUUCGUAUGAUGUUUCAGGAGUCAAUCGUACUUUUUACUUGCUUAUAUCUAGCAAUAGUCUAUGCUAUAUUUUUCAUCUACUUUCAAGCAUAUCCAGUUAUCUUUCAAGGUAUAUAUGGCAUGAGUACUGGUGUUAGCGGACUAAUGUAUCUACCUAUCGCCCUUGGUGCAGUUCUAUCUUGUGCGGUGUUUAACUGGUGGGAUUCCUAUCUCUACAAGGCCAAGUUUAGGGGCAAAAGUUGGGCAAAUAUUGAGGAGUAUAGACGUCUCCCGCUUGCCUGUAUUGGUGGGCCGCUAUAUGUCAUUGCUUUAUUCUGGCUGGGCUGGACAGCCAUACCCAACAUCCACUGGGCGGUCCCCAUGUUAUCCGGGAUACCAUUUGGGGCAGGCUACUUGCUAAUUUUCAUGGCAAUGCUAAACUACCUAGCCGAUGCGUAUGAGACGUUUUCAGCAAGUGCUCAGUCCGCAGCCAGUUGCUGCCGCAGCAUCUUUGCGGUUUGCCUCCCCAUUUCCACAACCCCAAUGUUCAACCGCUUGGGCGUAAGUUGGUCAUGCAGCAUGCUGGGAUUCUUCAGCCUAGCGAUGUCGUUUAUUCCAUUCGCAUUCAUCCGGUAUGGUGAGCACAUCAGACGGAAUAGCAAAUUCUGUCAAUACCUGCAUGAGCAGAAAGAAGCUGAGCGGAUCGCCGAACAGGAGGAGGACAGGAUGCAUCAUAGGACUGGAGUCGGUAGAGAUGUUGAAAAAGCCCGGGCCAUCGCUGCCCCUAUACCAUGA